AAUCCGUUAACUGUGUAAAUCUGGCGCCUCCUCUGUUCGGCUCGCACAGAUAGAAACAAAAUGGCGGCAGCACCGAUGAUGAUGCCGGACUUCGGGCAGCGAAAUGCUUCCAAAAGCGACCUGGUUCCGGACUGGACCAGCAAGGAAGUCAGCACCGGGACCACCAUCAUGGCGGUGGAGUACGAUGGAGGAGUGGUGAUCGGUGCAGACUCUCGCACAACCACAGGAGCCUACAUCGCCAACAGAGUCACAGACAAACUGACCCCGAUCCACGACCGGAUCUUCUGCUGCAGGUCUGGAUCAGCUGCAGACACUCAGGCCAUCGCCGACGUGGUCACCUACCAGCUUGGCUUCCACAGCAUCGAGCUGGACGAGCCCCCAUUGGUGGAGACGGCGGCUAAUCUGUUCAAAGCCAGCUGCUACCGCUACAGAGAGGAGCUCUCUGCUGGGAUACUGGUGGCAGGCUGGGACAAGAGGAAGGGAGGACAGGUAUACUGCGUUCCUAUUGGGGGGAUGUUGGUGAGACAGCCUGUGUCGGUGGGCGGCAGCGGCAGCACCUACAUCUACGGCUUCAUGGACGCAAACUACAAAACGGGAAUGACCAAAGACCAGUGUCUGGAGCUCACUUCCCAAGCUCUGUCUCUGGCGAUGGAGAGAGACGGCUCCAGCGGUGGCGUGGUCAGGAUGGCAACCAUCUCAGAGGAGGGAGUGGAGAGACGGGUCAUUCUGGGAAACAAGCUGCCUCGGUUCUCUUCCCACUGAGCACACACUCACACAGUCAGUGACUGGGUUAACUUGUCCAUCUUGUUGUGUUAAUAAAGGUUUGAAUCUGU
This is a messenger RNA of Scophthalmus maximus (turbot), 833 nucleotides long. It is a transcript of the gene psmb6, whose product is annotated as proteasome 20S subunit beta 6. NCBI's taxonomy places the organism in Eukaryota, Metazoa, Chordata, Actinopteri, Pleuronectiformes, Scophthalmidae. The transcript has 7 exons. The record is from RefSeq and is a predicted model, not a curated record. Gene Ontology annotation, molecular function: threonine-type endopeptidase activity. Bases 61 to 762 code for a protein of 233 amino acids. Gene Ontology annotation, cellular component: proteasome core complex.